AAUUCCGUGGCACUGCUGUCUGCCUGGCUCCUUCACCUGGCAGUGCUGCCGCGAUGGACAACCCUGGGGAGUCACCCUCGGACAAAGGCGGAGAGCCAGGGGAGUCGGAGGAAAUGAGGGCUACUCCUGGAGUCCCGGCUGCCGCCGACACUGAAGGAAUCCCGGAGGAAAUGGACGGAGAUGGAGACGCGGACUUGAAAGAAGCGGCGGCGGAGGAAAGCGAGCUCAAGAGUCAGGAUGCCUCAGAUUUAACAGCAGUUGAGAGGGAAGACCCGUCACUACUCACCCCUGCAGCCAAAAAGCUGAAACUGGACAUCAAAGAAAAGAGAGAGAGGAAGCAGAAAGUGGAUGAAGAUGAGAUCCAGAAGAUGCAAAUCCUGGUCUCUUCUUUUUCUGAGGAGCAGCUGAACCGUUAUGAAAUGUAUCGCCGGUCAGCUUUCCCUAAGGCAGCCAUUAAAAGGCUGAUCCAGUCCAUCACUGGUACCUCUGUGUCCCAAAAUGUUGUGAUUGCCAUGUCUGGUAUUUCCAAAGUUUUUGUGGGGGAGGUAGUAGAAGAAGCCCUGGAUGUGUGUGAGAAGUGGGGAGAAAUGCCACCACUGCAGCCCAAGCAUAUGCGGGAGGCUGUUCGGAGGUUGAAGUCCAAGGGGCAAAUCCCCAACUCUAAGCACAAGAAGAUCAUCUUCUUCUAGAGCUAACCUAGGAAUGGUCCAGACUUCUCUCAGUUGGGCUUCCACACUGGUGCUUUGUGGUCAUGCUCCAAGGACCUGUGACAAUGAUUUAAUAUCUGUCACACCUACAAGGCACACCAGGAAGAAAAACAAAGACAACUCGGGUGCUUCACUUUGAAGCCUAAAGUUGCUAAGACACAAGUUGUUUCUUGCCUCUGGUUUUCAAAAACUUGACUUGGGAUCAUCUGCCAUGAAGACACUCACGGGAGUCAAAGACUUCUUGCUGUUUAACAUUUCAGAUUCUCCUGUGGAUUGUGUGAGUUAUCAGUAAACUCUUCCAACCGGUGGAAGAGUUUAUUUUGUUUAAGGUAAAAUGCAUCAUUCUCCUGGUCUAAAUAAAAUUAACUAGUUUUGGUGUUUUCAUUUUGGUUUUUGGAGACAGGGUUUCACCACAUAGCCCUAACUGAUGUAGAACUCACCAUGUAAACCAGGCUGGCCUUGAACUCACAAGAGAUCCACCUGCCUCUAUCUCCCCAGUGCUGAGAUUAAAGGAACCAAC
Molecule: messenger RNA, 1227 nt
Organism: Phodopus roborovskii (desert hamster)
Lineage: Eukaryota; Metazoa; Chordata; Mammalia; Rodentia; Cricetidae
Gene: Taf11
Product: TATA-box binding protein associated factor 11
Exons: 5
Coding region: 54-689 (211 amino acids)
Biological process (GO): transcription initiation at RNA polymerase II promoter; RNA polymerase II preinitiation complex assembly
Cellular component (GO): transcription factor TFIID complex; nucleus
Molecular function (GO): transcription coactivator activity; protein heterodimerization activity
Source: RefSeq, a predicted model, not a curated record